GACAGGCUGUCGACUGUCGUCUGCCUUCUUCAUGUCUAUGGAUUGUUAGAGGUUUCUGGGCGGGUGAUUGUUUUAUAAUAUAAUCAUCACAAUUUUGAUUCCUUGCCGUGUAACGUAAACAUAUUUUGUGACAAUUGCAAGUAACAACUAAAUACAUUAAAUCGCCUCAGUUUUUUUAGUUGUUAGCAUUAUUGUUACAUAUCACUUACUAAUUUUUGGGAUUGAUAGGUUAUGAUAAAACGACAUCAGAUUACAAAUAAAAGUGUUAUUAUUGUUAUUAGUAUUAAAUAUUAGUUACUUUGGUUCUUUAAAAUGUCUCAGCCACCAAAAGUUCAUCCUAAACCAGGGCAAGUGAAGGUUGUUCGUGCAUUAUACAACUACUCAGCUCAACGGCCAGAUGAGUUAACAUUCAAGGCUGGAGAAGUACUCUAUGUUUUUGACCAAACAACUGACAAAGACUGGUGGAAAGCCAGAUGUGGUACAAAAACAGGAGUGAUACCCAGCAACUAUGUGGAGUGCCAGACUGAAUCAGUGGAUGCGCCUUUACACGAAGCUGCCCGGAGGGGAAACCUCAGUUUCUUGCGAGAGUGUCUUCACCAAGGUGUCUCUGCUACGGGGCUGGAUUCAGUCGGUAACACUGCUCUGCACUGGGCGUGUAGGGGUGGCCACAUUGAGUGUGUGAGGGAGCUGCUGGCACAGUCCAACCCCCCUGUAAAUGCUCAGAACAAGAUGGGUGACAGUCCGUUGCACCUGGCUGCUGCUCACAGCCACCUAGAGGUGUUGUCUCUGGUGCUUCAGGCCGGGGCAGAUUCUGGACUGCACAACAACGAUGGCCAGACGGCAGAGCAGCUUGGUUCUGCUGCGGUGGCCAGCCUGCUUCGUCUUAGCCGCUCACCACGUGCUCGCCCUGCCUCGUACACACCGGACGACUAUGUUGAUGAGUCAGACUAGCUGCAGUCGUUCUUCAGUGCAGGGUUACCAACCACCAUAUGUAUGUUAAACUCAGUUUUGUUUUACGAUACUUCUAACAAUUUUCUACAAUUCCUGUAUAAUUAGUUCAACACAGAACAAAAUAUUUAAAAAGCCAAUAAGAUUUUUCCGAGCUUCUGCUAAAAAUUUAAUAAACCUUCGGUACCAAACACUCAAAUGCUCACGUCUUAUUAAACGUGAGUCAGUUUUAAUUCUUAGAAGUGACAUACUUUUCAGCUUGAUUGUCUGAUUGUUUUAUUUUAAACUCAAACUAUAUAUGCUAAUUAGUUGCAUUUAAUUAACCAACCCAAUGUUAUUGGUUGGAUGGUAGAACCUGUUCAAUGAAACAAACAUAUAGUUUACAAAACUGUAGCCUUACAGUAGCAAUUAUUGGUGCUUUACAAUAUCGUAGGUGUAGCUUGUAUUGGAACAUCGAUAUUAGAUUUAGUACACACUUUUAAAAUGUCCAAAUGUUUAGUAAGUUAAAGACCUGUAUUACAUUUUAACAUCAAAAUCUUUUCAUAAAGUAUUCUUUUUCCUUGAAACUGUCAACUCACUAUUGCAAUAAAACAAAACAAUAUUAGUGAAAGAUAAAAUGGAGAAAUAAAAAAGUUUCCUCAGAAUUCAAACAAAAUGUUUGUUUUCAGUAUUAACUAAAUGCAAUAAGUUUAAAAUAAUUUGUAAUAAAUAAUUGUUACUAUGAAAUGGUGCAAAAUUGUAAUGCUUGGGUAUAAAUGUUAUGGUACUUUAACUUUACCGUUCCCUUUCUUAAAGGAAAUUCAGUUUUGAAGUACGCCUAAUGUAUAUUUUCCUUGCAAUGUUGAUUGGCUUUUUCUUGCUGAAUAGUUCUAAAAACCUGACAAAUCAAAGAGUAUUUCAAUGUUAAUCUUUGAUCUCGUAUUGUUUCUAUUUCAAUCGUACUUAAAAGUUUCAUAUGGUGAAUAAUAAUAGUCCUAGUGUGUCAUACAUUAGACAAUGUAGAUAACAUAAUGGAUAUUAGUAAAAUAUUACUUUAACAUAUUAAGAUGACUAAGUAACAUUAGGAUAAUUAAUUAUAAGUUAUAUAAUAUUAGUAAGGCAAUAUAAUCAAGUGAUUUCUUAAGGAUUGGAUUAAUAAAUUUAUAAAUUAAUGGUAUUAUAUGUUUGGCACUUCUUUUAAGCAAUAUACUAAAAUUAAAAUUAUUUACUACAUAAAAAAAUCUUGUUGGAUACUUUGUCAUGUAUGUAAUGUACAUUGUUUUUAAACUAAGGAUUUCUCAUUAGAACAACUUUGUUUUAUCUUGUAUUUAGGAGUUUUAUAUUUUUAUAGUGUUCAUUGUUUGGUCUGGGGUCUUGAUAAAUUUUAAUUUGAUUCACAUUUAUUUUCGUUUUGUAUUGUGUCAUAUAGUUGAGCUACUAUAUGGUCUAGUCAGAGCUACGAGCUUUUGGUGCAAAGGAUCUUGAACAUCCUGUGACAGAUCCUAGCAAUUUUUUAAUAUCAACCAAACCUAUGGUGUAAAAGGAUAAUAGGAUUUUGGACCAUAAAUACGGCUACGUUUUGAGGAUUGAAAUCUACCCUCUUAUUUAUGUGUCAAAAAAAUAUUAUAAAUAUACAUGUACUUUAAACCUAAAACUUAUGGCAAUGGACUACUACUAAAAAAUUGUAUCAUAUCCGAGAAAAGCUUGAAGUCCAGACGGGAGAAAAUGAACCCAAGCAGCGGUAGGGAGGCUAUUUAUAUUUUUGUUCCCCUAUGGCGGCUUCCUUUACCCUUUCUCAUCCAGACCGUUGCCUUUCUGUCUCAUUAUUUCGUAUGACAUGCCACGAUACCACAGGAAAUGCAGACAUUGAUUUUCCUGUUAGUGUUCCAUCUUUGCUUGUGUCGAUGUGAUGUGUUAUUUGUGCUAUUGACUUCAGAUCAGUAACAACAUAUGGUUUCAAUUUCUCUUGUCUGGACCCUAAGCUGUUGUCGGGUAUGGUAACAUUUUGUGGCAGUCCGUUGCCAUACAUUUUAAGUUUUAAGUACAUGUUUAUGUAUUCAGUUUUUAACACCUGAGGAAGAGGGCAGAUUUCAAUCCAAUAUGAUGGCAAGAAUCCAAAAUAAAUGCUCUUAUCCUUUCUAACCAUCCAGCCUCAAAAACAAACUUUAAACAAAGAGGUUAAAUUUCGUAAAAAAUAAAACAAAUUGGCUUUAGUGAAGAUAUGUUCCAUAGUUUGAUUCUAAUAAAUAUCAUGGUGUAGAAUCAAAAAGCUUCUGUUGUUCUCCGAUGGCAUGUCCUUGAGCAAACGUUUGUAUGUACAUAAGUGCUGUUAUAGAGGCCACUAGCCAUGGAGAUAUGUUAUAUCCAAAGUGGCAAAUUAACAAAAUAUCAGCAGUGCGUGUUCCAUUAUGGAUUUGUGUAAAUAUUCUAGUUUCUCCAAAUGCAAGUGCUGUGUAAAGAAAUUUACCAAGAAAUUUAAAUACUCAUUAUUACUUGCAUACCUCUUUCAGUUAUUAUACUCCAUUCAUAGGGUUUAACGGUAAGUAUAUGUUUUUAACCUGCCGCUGAUUUAAUCCAAGGUUGCCUCCACCAAUUUAACGGAAUUAAUAUUAAUUAGUUUUACUCGUUUGUCGUGCUAGUCUCCCAAAACAUAUAAAAAUCUGUUGAUUAAUGUCGGCCAACCAAUUGUUUCAGUUUUCUGUAAAGAUUGAUAGAUACCGUAUGGUAUUGUGUGGUUCAAACACUCAACAUCUUUAUACAGGUAACUUAGAAAACAAACAACUCUCAGAGGCAUAUCCAAGGGUGCUGAUAGUUUUUAAGUUUUUUCCAUCCAUUCCAUUUUCAUUUGCGGUGAAAUAAAUCUUUAUUUACAUAUAUCCUUAUUUGUAACCUAUUUUUAUUUUAUAUUCCUACAAUGUGUACAAAUCUCCAAACAACUCUCCAGAUGUAAAUUCUGUUCUGUAUAGUAAACUUUGUAUUGUAUCAUCAUCAUCAUCAUCAUUAUUAUGAAUAAAUGAAUUUAUUACCCAUAAAUACAGGCAGCAAUAUAGUAUUGAAAAAAAGCGAGAAAUUAAUCUGGCCACUUUAUCCAGUAGCGUGACCAGUUGAAACUAUACAAAAUAUAAAAUACAUUAACAUAGUAUAUCAUAGUCUAGCAUUUAGAAUACUUAUAAAAGAAAAUCGCCAACUGUAACAUCUGUGAGUUAAACCACUUACAAUAAUUUGGAAAUAAGAAAAUAAUAUUAGUGGAUGUAUAAGUAAUAUGAUGUAAGUUAAGUAAACAGAUGAAAUUAAUUGAUAAUGAAUAUGAAAAUAGUUAUCAGUCAAUGAAUACAUAAAAUAUUUAAUAAUAAGUAGGUAAUAAAUAUGCCUAAUAAAUGGGUUAAAGUUAUAUCUUAUAUCAGAAAACUACCAGCAAGAAAAUAACAAUUAUUUAUACUACUUAAUUAUACUAAGACAUAAUUAAGAUAUUCUACAUCUUGUUGUGAAGAAAUCCAAGUGAUUGUUUCUUUGCAAAAGUGUUUGAAAUUUUUAAUAAUUUUGAUUUGAAGUGGCAACUGAUUGAAAUAUUUUGGACCUAGAUAUUGAAAGGAGUGACGAAAAAUAACUUUGUUGACUUUGGGUAAUUUAAAACAGUUAUUUACAAGACUUCUUGUAUUGUGAAAGUGGUUUGGCGUUGUGUUUUCUCUAUUCCCACUUCUGAUAUAAAACAAUCUCAGAACCUUAAAAACGAAAAGAUGCUGAAAGGGUAAAAUUUUUAAUUGUUGAAAUAAUGGAAAAUAAGUAGUUCUUUUGGUUUUUUUAAGAAUUAUACGUAAAAAGUAAUUUUGAGUGGUUCUUAACUUAUCUAUUAAUGUUUUGUAUGUUCCUCCCCAGCAUGGUAAAGCGUAUUGCAGUCUUGAGUUGAUGAGGGCAAAAUAUAGUGAUCUCAAGAGUGUCAAGUUACAAAAGUUUCUCAAAAAAUAAAAUUUUCUAAUUUGUGCUCUUAGUUUUGCGUGUAAAUCUAAUAUAUGAGGUUCAAAAGUCAAUUUUUCGUCGAGAAAAAUUCCCAAAUAUUUAAUAGUUUUUACUUUUUCUAAGGGCUGGCAGGCACAUAAUUGGAAAUUACAGGAUGUGGAGUGAAAUAUCAAGGGGGAUGGUAGAUCAAAACCAAAAAAAAUCAAAAGUUAUAAACUUGGUCUUAUUUACAUUAACCUGCAUUUUAUUUGCAGAACACCAUUUUCUGAGUAUUAAAAGAUCAUUGUUGAUUAAAAUUUGUAGUGAAUUAAGGUCUUUGUGAGUAUAAAAAAGUGCAAUGUCGUCUGCAAAAGCGAUAAUAUUUCCAUUGAAAUUAAGGUUCAACAAAUCAUUAAUAAAAAUGAGAAAAAGGGUGGCUGAGGUCACAGAACCUUGAGGGACACCCGUUUGGACAAUUUUUGAAUCACUAAAAGUGUUGUUAGUUUUUACUUGUUGUCUCCUUUCUUUGACAAAACUAUUAAACCAGUUUAGAGCAACACCUCUAAUUCCUGCUAGCUCUAAUUUUGUUAGAAGAAUUUCAUGAUUCACCAUAUCAAAUGCUUUUUUAAAAUCAAUAAAGAGGCCAACUGUUUUAAGUUGCGAGUUUAAACCGGUGAAAAUAUAAUCUGUUUCUGUAAUUAAUGCACUUUCCGUAGAUCUCCCUUUAAUAAAACCAAAUUGUUUACUGCUUAAAAAGUUCGUUCUCAUUAAAAAGUUAUUUAAUCUUAUCAUCAUUAUUUUUUCAAAUAAUUUAGAAAAAAUAGAAAGCAGGCUUAUCGGUCUUAGGUUGUCUAAUUUAUAUGAAUUGGGCUUUUUCAAAAGGGGCACAACUGAACUUAAUUUAUUACUAUAGAACUUGUUUUAAAUAUUUUAUUUACAUACUAUUUUAGGUAUGUUAUUUACAUAAAAAACUGCAUUAUUAACUUUCUGGUAGUAAGAUUUUUUAUAUUUUAUUGUUUUACCUUAAUGUAAAGGUGCUUGGAAUCCAGUCUUUUUAUGACAAAUCCAUACAUUCCAUACUGUCUUUAGUGGAAAAUUCCAUUUUUGAUCAUAUAUAAAUUUAUAGAACAAUUGAAAUCUUUCAAACAUUCUGUCAUCAUUACAUGUUAUUACACUACAACAGGAGAUUUUAAAGAUUAGCUAUGUAUAAGAAUUUGAUUGGAAAAACAAUAAAGAUGAUACAUGGAAGCACAAUUGUACUAUUUACAACCAAUACUCCAAUACUCAUGUGUGUUAUCUAAAAGCAAUAAAGAUUAUACAUGGAAGCACAAUUAUACUAUUUACAACCAAUACUCCAAUACUCAUGUGUGUUAUCUAAAAACAAUAAAGAUGAUACAUGGAAGCACAAUUGUACUAUUUACAACCAAUACUCCAAUACUCAUGUGUGUUAUCUAAAAACAAUAAAGAUGAUACAUGGAAGCACAAUUGUACUAUUUACAACCAAUACUCAUGUGUGUUAUCUAAAAAUAAUAAAAAUAUGGCACAAAUAAUUUUCAAACACUAGAUAUUGCACUUCCGUCAUUUCCACAAAACCAGACAAUCCAGCGUAGGCUGGGAUAUCGUUUUGGUUUCCAUAAUUAAAAUUGAAUUUAUUUAUGAGAGUGUUAUCGAAUCAUUUUUUAUAUAUAAUAAGUUAUACAAAUAAUAAUAUUUUAAUUGGGUUUGCUUGAUUUUUAUGGCUGAAAAACACUUUCUAGACCAAAUACGUUACUUUUUAUGUAAAAAUACUAGUUUGUUAGGAUUCACUAAUCAUUGACCUUAUUUAGUAGAUUUUUAGAUUCAAAAUCUAAAUUUUUAAAAGUGAAAAGUAAUAUUGAUUACUUACUUUUUACUAAAAACUAACUACAUUUACAUGCUUAAUUCACUUAAAAUGGUCGUUUGUUAGACCAUUGUACAUGCACACCCAGAAUGUCUCUUGUAUGUUUUUACAAAAACGUAUAUUUUAAAUUGGUAGAUUACAAAAAAAAUUUAAUUGAAACUAAAGAUAUAUCUUUAGAUUUAUUGCAAAAAAUUCUCCAAUCAGCUUACAAUAUGUGGGCUGGGAAUGAAACUAGUCACAUCUGAGCCGUCAUCAAUCCAGAUUCAAUCGUGCCAAAAAAUUUGUUUAUAAUUGUGAAAUACUUGUAAAAAACAACAAAGAGUGAUCUUCCCGGAGUAUUUAUAUUUACUAAGUACAUAUUAUACUAACAAACAAAUCGUUUGAUGACAAAAGUUUGAGAUAUUUCCAUUUAUGAAUUGUUAAAUUAGCACAAAGGGCUGUGAUUUCAAAAUAUUGAGUUUUAUGUUUCAUUAUAUUUUGGUAAACAAAUUGAAAAAUAUUUUACUGAUGUACCCUAGAAUUUGGAUGUAGGAAGAUGUUCCACCUCUGUAGUGAUAUAUAUAUAUAUAUUUUUAUUUUAUAAUUUUUUUUAUGUUCCAUUUUUCUUUAAACUGUUCAUAAGAACAUAUCUCAAAUAAGUAAAGAUGAAAAAUCAAUUUUAAAAUGGCACUCUAUUGUGUUUAAUGUUCUCUAAAUAAUAAAAAAGUAACGUGCAGUAUCUGAAAAUGCAAUUAUUUAAGAAUGAAACAAACAAAUCACGAAUUUAUCUUAAAAUUAGAGAAGUUACAAGUUAAGAAAUGUGGUACAUUUUUCCAAAUGUUACUGGCAAUCUUAUUAUAAAAAUGUGUAUGAAGGCCUGGCAUUUAUAGUACAAGUUUUGAAAAUUUCGCUUGGUUAAAAGGGUUAUUAUAAUUUCUUUCCAACAAUAUAUAGUUCUUUUUAAGUAUUUUCUGAAGAUUUUGCUAAAACCCAAAUUGUAUAUGCGCAGGCUGAAUAAAAGCGUGCAUUUAGUCAACACUUUUAGUACGUCCUAGAGAGCCUAUCAAUAUAUAGAUGAUCAGGAGAACAAAAUAAAUGAUUUAGAUAACAGUAAAAACCUAUUUUGUAAUCAAACCAAUGUGAUUAAGUUAACUAAUGUGAUUAAGUUAACUAAUGCAAUCCUGUUAAUUCCAAUUCAGUGUACUACUUAAGCUAAAAGCAAACUAUAAGCAGUAUAAAUUGUAGAUCAAUUAUAGCAAAGGUAUUUAGUGUAAACAUUAUUUCUCUGGAUACUUUUACAUAUUAAAAGGAUAAAGUAACAACCUAUAUAUGGUGACAACUUUAUAAAUCAUUUCAUUGAUUUUUUUUAUAUUCAUCAGUAAUUUAUGAUUAUCUACUAGUAGUUGUAAUGGUAUUAAAAUCAGUGCAAUGAACAUUACUUUUUUAAUACAGUCUACAAUGUAUUUAUAUUUUUCUGUUUAGAAAAUGUAUUUAGUCAAGUUAAAGUAUCAUGUUGUGCUUAUAUGGCUAGUCUUUGUUUGUAUUUUAUAGAUUUUAUACAAAAUACCAUUGUUAUAUUUAAAAAUAUUUGUGCCUUUGUGUUAUAUAAUAUAGAUUUGUACCUUUAAAAA
Messenger RNA from Homalodisca vitripennis (glassy-winged sharpshooter), 8352 nucleotides. Its product is annotated as osteoclast-stimulating factor 1-like. The transcript has 5 exons. NCBI's taxonomy places the organism in Eukaryota, Metazoa, Arthropoda, Insecta, Hemiptera, Cicadellidae. The coding region runs from base 313 to 951 and encodes 212 amino acids. Gene Ontology annotation, biological process: signal transduction. Gene Ontology annotation, molecular function: protein binding. The record is from RefSeq and is a predicted model, not a curated record.